This is a messenger RNA of Leptosia nina, 1200 nucleotides long. The record is from the annotation of a GenBank genome assembly. Lineage: Eukaryota; Metazoa; Arthropoda; Insecta; Lepidoptera; Pieridae.
AUGAGUUGCCCUUUUAAUGAGGAGCAGUUGGUGCAACUAAAGGCAUUUGUAGAGCUAUGCAAAGCGCAACCUCAAAUUAUUCACCAUCCGAAACUAUCUUUCUUCAAAGAUUAUUUGGUAUCCUUGGGUGUUAUUUUGCCGACUGCAACCUUUGGUACAAAAUCUUUUACUGCUGCUGGAGAUGGUCAGACUGGCAGUAACUUUAAAGAAAAUACAGCUAAAGCACCCUCUUCUGAAUCUGAAGAUACUGAACCCGAAUCAGAUGUGGAACUAGAUAUGGAAGGUGUCAUUGAGGGAGACCCAUCAGAAGCGACUCAGGAAAUGGGUGAUGCAGCGAAAGAAAUAACAGACGAAGAAAGAGAUCAAUCAGAUGAGAAGCGUUCUGAAGCAAUGGGGGCUUUUUCAGAGCAGAACUAUGAAGGAGCUAUCACAUUGUACACAGAAGCUAUUAAACUUAAUCCUCAAAGUGCAUUGCUCUAUGCAAAAAGAGGUCAAGUGUUCCUUAAAAUGAACAUGCUGUAUGCCUGUAUCAAGGACUGUACUCAUGCACUUGAGCUCAACUGUGAUAGUGCUGCUGCGUAUAAAUUCCGCGGACGCGCUUACAGGCUUCUAGGAAAAUUUGAUGCAGCUUCUCACGAUCUUUGUGAGUCUCUAAAGAUCGAUUACGAUGAUCAAACUAACGAAUGGUUGAAUGAAGUUAAACCCAACGCUGAAAAACUUCGUCAACACAAACUGAGUGUUCAGCGGAAGAAGGAAGAAAAAGAGCAUCGCGAAAAACUUCGUAGAGCUCGCAAAGCCCAAGAAGCUCGUGCGAAUGCUGCGCGUGAGCAAGCCGAAGCUGGAGCUGGUAUUCCAGGUUUUGGUGGCAUGCCAGGAGCGGGCGGCAUGCCAGGAGCUGGUGGCAUGCCAGGAGCUGGUGGCAUGUUCGACAAGGAUGUUUUCUAUAAACUUUUGAGUGACCCAGAUUUGAUGGCUGCUUUUGAGGACCCUGAAGUGACAAAGGCCUGCUACGAUGUAUCAUCAAACCCAGCAAAUUUUGCUAAGUAUCAAAACAAUCCUAAAGUGAUGGCUGUUUUGGAAAUGAUGAAGAAGAAAUUCGGCGAUCAAGGUGUUCCGCGCUUUGGUACUGACGGAGCGAACGCAGGCGGCGCUACAAACCCAGAGCCCAAAUCCUACGACGAUGACGUUGGCCUUGACUAA